GGACAAGGUAUUGGUGGUGGAGGUUCUGGGCAUGGAGGCGGAGGUGGUGGAGAAGGACAAGGUGGACAAGGAGGUGGAGGUGGUGCGGGUGGACAGAGUUCUGGUGGUAGUGGUAGUGAUGGUAGAAGAGGUAUUUGUGGGAGUGUUGUCGGAGAUGGGAUUGGAGGUUGUGGUAGUGGACCUGGCUUUGAUAGGUAAGAAGCUGAUGGAGAAUGACAACAUGUUGACCGAUAACCAGUUUGAGAAGGUGCUGGCUGUGCCGCUGGCUGCGGCGGUUGCAUUGGUAGUUGCAUUGGCAGUUGCAUUGGCAGUUGCAUUGGCAGUUGCAUUGGCGUUUGUGGAUACUGUGCGUACUGUUGACUGGGUGGUUGGUAGUGGUAGCGGUAACCAGCGAUGGUGA
Molecule: messenger RNA, 400 nt
Organism: Loa loa (African eye worm)
Lineage: Eukaryota; Metazoa; Nematoda; Chromadorea; Rhabditida; Onchocercidae
Exons: 1
Coding region: 32-400 (122 amino acids)
Source: RefSeq, a predicted model, not a curated record